This is a messenger RNA of Aspergillus luchuensis, 1359 nucleotides long. RefSeq names its product 5'-methylthioadenosine/S-adenosylhomocysteine nucleosidase family protein. Lineage: Eukaryota; Fungi; Ascomycota; Eurotiomycetes; Eurotiales; Aspergillaceae. The transcript has 3 exons. Gene Ontology annotation, molecular function: catalytic activity. Gene Ontology annotation, biological process: nucleoside metabolic process. The record is from RefSeq and is a predicted model, not a curated record. Bases 1 to 1359 code for a protein of 452 amino acids.
AUGUCCUCCCCCCACCCCAACACCUCCUACACCCUCGCCUGGAUCUGCGCGCUCCCCGAAGAAUACGAAGUCGCGAUCGCAAUCCUCGAUGAAACCCACGGUUUACCGCAACAUCAACCUCUCGAAGACAAAAACGCCUAUCUACUUGGCAGAAUAGGCGCGCAUAAUGUCGUUAUGGUUUGUCUGCCUGCAGGACGGAUGGGGACAACUGCCGCCGCAAUCGUAGCGGAGAACUUGUGUCAGACUUUUAGGUCGGUGAAGUAUGGGUUUCUUGUUGGUAUUGGGGGUGGUGUUCCAAGUUUUGGGGCGUCCGGGAAGGAUAUCAGGUUGGGGGAUGUGGUGGUUAGUGUUCCGGGGGGUGGGUAUGGGGGUGUUGUGCAAUAUGACCUGGCAGACGAGGGUGUAUAUCAAGGGCCACUGAACUCGCCGCCGGAAAAGUUGCUAUCUUAUGUGACACUGCUGAGUAUUCUCAUGAAGAGUCCUAGGGUUGCUGGGAACUGCUUCCGGGAACAGUUGGAGCUUCUUGGGGAGGAGUUUGAGUAUCCGGUUCGUCUUGAAGAUAGAUUAUUCUGCUCGGGGUAUUCACAUAAUUUUUGGAGAGGAAAAUGUGAGGCUUGUGAUCUCCACUGUGGUCAAAUAUACAGGAAGAAAAGGAAGGACACGCUUCCUGUUGUGCAUCUGGGCACGAUUGCCUCGGGGAAUACCGUUGUUGGGGAUGGUGUGACGAGAGAUACAAUUAAUCACCGGUUUGGGAACUCGAUCUUGUCUUUUGAGAUGGAAGCCGCGGGAGUUAUGAAUACCUUGCCUUGUCUGGUUGUUAGAGGUAUUAGUGAUUAUGCGGACUCGAGGAAGAAUGAUGAGUGGCGGCCGCGGGCUAUUGCUGCAGCUUGCAGCUAUGCAAAGGCUUUGAUUUUGCAGAUUCCACCGGAAGAGGUGCCGCAGCAGGAGGUUUCUGUGCAUGUGACAGGUCUAAUCAAAGACCUGCGUGAUGAACUGGGUCAAAUAAAGGCGGCACUUUAUGGUCUCUGGAGUCUUCAGAAAGAUAAUGCAUAUACAGAAAGUCACAACGAUCAUCGCCUGACGACUGUGUGGAGCAGAAGCGUGAGCAUCACCGCAAGCCUCACUAGCAGGCUAGCCUUCACUUAUUAUGGAUUGAUGCAAGCGAGCCAGUACGUAAGCUACAGGAUGUUGUCCUUUAUCGACAGCAUGAAGCGGUAUAUAUGUUCCAAGCUACUUGGGUACCCUACAAGAGACGCAAAAUCCGGCCCUAGUGCUGGAGCACCACUCCCUUCCGUACUUUCAUUUCAAGGAUGGGGGUGGCAUCUCAUUGCAGAGCCGCACAUGUGGAUGUCCUCGUGA